AACCUUUUGAUUUGUAUCGAGUCCUUUGAUUCUUUCGAACCUUUUGAUUCUUGCGAACCUUUUGAUUCUCGGUUCCAAGCGUUAAAGCACGGCUGGGAAAGCUACAACAAAGAUGGGAAGGGAGCUAGUAAGAGGACUCAGAGAAAAAAGGGUGAGCAUUUAAGGAGUAAACCAUAAAGAAGACACUGAGCGAGUAGAGGAGAAGCGGAGCAAACUCAGAAGAGGAAACGGGGAGGAGAGAAAGAGAGGCAGACGAACCCAAGCGAAGCGAGAGAGUGACCAAACUCGUCCGGGACCGGAGGAAGGCACGGCUGGAGGGAAGCGGCUGCUUUAAGGACGGCCCCGCCCCCGGCGUGACGCCGCAGCAGGCCCGCCCGUGAUUGGCUGCGGCUGGAGGGCGGGAUGGGGUUGCUAGGAGCGGAGGGGAUCCGGCGGACCCCCGCCGCCCGGAGCGCGGAGCCGCGGGAGCGGAGCCGGGGUUAGCGGCGCUGCUGGAAGAUGGCGAGCGGCUGGGACGCGCGGCCGCCGCGGCGGCCCGGGCGCCUCCCGCUGCUGCUGUGCCUGCUGCUGCUGCUGCUGCAGAGCCCGGCCCGGGCGGCGCACAUCAAGAAGGCGGAGGCGACGACGACGACGACGAGCUCGGGCACCGAGGCGGAGCAGGGCCACUUCGACCGCUACUACCACGAAGAGGAGCUGGGCUCGGCGCUGCGGGAGGCGGCGGCCGCGGGCCCCCCGGGCCUGGCCCGCCUCUUCAGCAUCGGCCGCUCGGUGGAG
This is a messenger RNA of Ceratotherium simum simum (southern white rhinoceros), 774 nucleotides long. NCBI's taxonomy places the organism in Eukaryota, Metazoa, Chordata, Mammalia, Perissodactyla, Rhinocerotidae. The record is from RefSeq and is a predicted model, not a curated record.